GGUAAGUAGCAGAGGUUCUUUUUCAAUUAUCAACGGGGGAAAUGAAGCUUUCACAUUUUACAAUGACAUUACAAGUGGUUUCUAACUCAAACAGGGUUCAAACUUAGCAAGAAGAGCAAACAUUUUACGAAAGUAAAACUGUAUUGUUAACUUGCUAAUACUAGCGAAUUGCUAACGCUAGCAUAGCUGCUAACGCUGAGAAGCGAAUUCCAGCUCCAUCCGGUUUACUACGGGACCAUAAGCUUUGUUUAUACUCUAGGUUCAUAGCAUGUACGGAGCCAAUUAUACUCUGUGCUGUGUGCUGCAUUAUUCUCAGAAACGUCAGAGGGCGAACAAACAAAAUGAACUGAAGAAUUAAAAAGACAAUGAGUGUAACUCAUAGAUAUGCUCAUAGCUGUAGGUGUAACAAAAAACGCCAUAAACCAACCUCCAGAAUGAAGAGUAGGCAUUGUAAUGAUCUGUAAACUCAUAUCUUAUAUUCAUGGGCUACUUUAUUACCUUUAUACAAACCCUGUAAAGAAAGAAGUCAAGUACAUUAGCGGCUGCGAUUACGGAAUUUUUCAGAAUGAAUUACACAUAUGUUUGUCAAUUUAAAAGAUUCAUUUGUAAGUCAAGAAAAUAUAAUUUUGUUUUCAAACUGUUGAAGUGUAAGACUGUGAAAAAAGACUGUACUUGCAUGAACAAGUUGUCUGUUUGCCGGCUGAUAAGAACAGUAGCAGGAUAAAACACAUCAUGUAAGAUAAGGUACAUUUGUUGAUGAAUGUAGCUAAGUUACCUAGUUAGCUAGCAAGCCAAGGUAACAGCCAUGCAGCUGACAUACAUGAUGCUAGACCAGAGAUGUAGUUCACUGAUCGGUUUCACACAAAGCUGAACGAUACCACAAAUGUAUGAGAAUCUGAGACUUUCUUGACGUGCAAAAUAAAUAUUAAAUUCACAAAUAUGUGUAAUUCAUAGCACAAUUCAAACGGGAUGAAAUAAACAUUUAUCUCUUGCUGUUAGCUGCUAUACAUUGUAUUUAUAAAGUAAAGUCCCACAGGACACCGGAAAUGUCCCCUGUGGGACAUUCAUCUCUCUAUUAACUGACAAGAAACCAGUAAGCGAAUUAACGGGUUAUUUCUAAUAUAAAACAAGUCAUUUUCACCAACUUAAGCUAUCCCAACAACAAUAUGAAGCAGUAAUGUUUGCUGUGGUAAUGUUACAGUCAGUGUUUUAUCACUAUUGAUGUUAGCUUAAUCUGCAGUUAAGCUGUUCAGUUAUCAUUCUGGCCACUUUAUGUCUCAAUGUGUAAAUCUGUAACCAAAAGUGACCAAUACACACAUGAUUGUACACAAGCUUUGUGAGCUUGAAUUAGACCUUGAUGUACAAAUAACCUUUGUUGAUAUGAUGCUGAUAGUAUCAUUCUGUAGUAAUCAUUACUAUAAUGCAGGCCCUAUAGGAACAUGACUUUAUAUAUUCAGUAUACAGAGACAUUAGAUAAUCUAUUAUUAGCCCACAGUGAGCCCUCACAUAGAGAUGUCAUUUGUUGUGGGUGUUCUGUAGUUCUGCUAGUUUUAACCCUUUAUUGCUCAUACACAUGGAAGAUAAUAAUAUUGUUUCCUCUCUUAGGCAAAGAGAACAUUGAUCAACAUCUGUGCUUUGGCUGACCAUCACUGUGACUUUGCGAUCUCUGAAGUAUCAGAGUUGGUGUCUCUGUGGUGACUUGACAGUGUCCUGCUGUCUCCCCUCUCCUCUAUCAUAUUGGCUCUCUGUCUUUCCUAUACCUUGUAUCAACUCUGUCUAAGCAUUGGUUCCUCUAUCUUUCCUGUCAAUCUACCGCUCUGUCUGAUUUUGAACUCCUUCUUUGUAUCCCUCUUCUAUCCAACUCUAUCUGUUAAAGCACUUUCCAAACUAACUAACUUUCCAAAUCUACUGAACAAAGCUUGAUGAAAACUGAAUUCUGAAAUCCUCGUACUGAACCAAAUUGCUUGGUUAUCCAUGGUUAACAAGAACCUGUCUGUUAUAUGAAAACCUGAGUGUCUCUCAUCUCGCCCACUCUCUGUCUCUCCACUGAUCGUCUGAUCCACUCACAAUCCUCGGGUUAUUGGUACCUGAUCUAUCUUUUUGAAUAAUCUGAGAGAUUCUCCUCUCACGCUCACCUCUGUCAAUCUUCUAUCUACAUCAUAUAUAUCUAUAGAAUACUAUUACUCUUUGUACACAUUGAACAACACAUUUGAAAUAUACUAUUUGAGAUUUUUUUCAACAAAAUUGGUUUGAACAUAUAACUGAAAAAGACAUACACAUAAUUUUGUGGUAAUUCAAGAAGUUGCACUUCUAUCACAAACAUUUGGACAUUUGGUAAAAUAAAUUUAUAAUUAAAUCUGGUAAAUUUCCAAGUAUAUAAUUUCUUGUAAAAGUGCAUGAUUACAUUAACAUAAUUAAAGAGAACUGCAUUCUAGUUAAUAUACAUAAUCCACAUUAGAGAAUAAGUCUAGUUUCUGAUCUUUGUUGCUGAGGAGUUCUGUUGGUUUGUACCCAGAGGUUUGUUUUGGUAACAGAUAUUUCACAUUUCAAACUGUUCACUUGACUAUUCUACAUACGAGUUGAAGUAAUACUACUACAUACAUUAUAUUCAUUAUUAUUUAAAUUGAUUUAAAUUAUUUUCCAUAUAAACAUCCAUUGUUUGAAUCAUUCAGUGUGUAUAAGUGUUUUGUUGUUUAACCUGUUCCUACUGAAAUAAAAUCCAGACAUCUAUCAGGAGGAGCUGCAUUUAUUUGGAGCGGCUGUUUCCUGUCUGCAGACCCAACGUUCUUCAGAAGUAUUCAUCUGUCAUCUCAUUACCACGACAACUCUUCCUGAUUCUGAUUAUAAACCAUAGUAUAGUGUAGUAGUAUUAACUUAUUCUCUGCUGGUGAGUGCAAACAGUUCAGAACGGAUCAUAGCUGAUAUUAGGCUACUGGUUGUGUGUUCGUGGAAAAUAUUUAAAUUGUGUAUUCUGUGUUAAAUUUCAAUAUUUACAUAUUACAUAAAGCUUUGAAAUUAAAAUUUAUUCUUUGUAGUGCGUCAGCUUUAAAUUGUUAAUACAUUCUAGUUCUUACACUAUUAAUACUGUUACCUUAAUAAGUAGCUAUAAAUUGAGGCAUUUUGAAAUCUGACUGAAGUCUUAACAGUUUAAAUUAACCAGUUUCAAGUAUAUUGGAUUACUACAAAAAGAUUUGAGAUAUAGGUGGCUUCAAUCAUAAUGGUUUUGGAAGUAGCAUAAUUUGUCUUCAGUUGUGUGUCAGUGAUAAACUUCAGUUUUUACAUUGAAAAAUAAAAUUGGAGCAUUAAUAUUGAUCUCUUUAUAUUGUUAAAUUUGGCCACAUUUAUUUAUACAGACUUGGUUAGGAUUUUCUUGAUCAACAUUUGCUUGGAUACUGUGAAGUCUCUUCUUUUGGUGUAUAAUAAAUUGAAUAGUUUUGAAGCAUCUAACCCCAAACUCUUCUGUGAGUUAAUUUAUCAUUCCUAAGUGCUUUUGAUUCCUAAAAGCAGACAAGUUUCGACCAUCUUCAGAUCCUGCUUCGAUAAUAGUAGUAUUUUACCAUUAAUAUUGUGUUUAAUAUCUUGGGUUUUUACAAUAAAAGUAAAACAAUAACAUUUGUAGUUUUGAAACACCAACAAUGCCAGGGAAGGGUAAGAGGUCACAAGCUCAGAAGCUGCGCUGGCAGAGGUCCAAUGAGAUUCACUGUGCAACAACGACUGAAGAAGCAGAAUGUAGUGGUCCUCAGAGCAGUGGAGAAGUAAAAAUGUCUGCAGCGUCUCAUGCUGGAAGUGUGGAACAGGGAGGUCAUCCUGAUGCAUCAUGUGUACCACAGGUAUCAUAUGCAGACAUUGUAAAGAGAGGACGUCAUAGUGAUACUACAUGUGAGGCAGGACCUUCUAAUGUCAACCAGGAAAACUCCAGAGGUCAAAGUGAUGGGUCAUGUGUACCACAGGUAUCAUAUGCAGACAUUGUAAUGAGGGGACAACAAAGUGAUGAGUCAUGCGAGGCAGGGCCUUCUAAUGUGAAGCAGGUAAACCACAGAGGUCAAAGUUAUGCGCCAUGUGCACCACAGGCUUUUGCAGCAGAACUUUCUCAUGCAGACUUUGUAAACCUGGGAGAUGAACAACAUGUCCGUGCAUCCCGCAGCCAGGCUUCUGUUAAAUACGGCAGAACCAGAAAUCAGCAGUGUACCUGUAACUCACAAACACUUCUUGCAUUCCUUCAUGAGAAUGAAAACAUCACCAGAGCAGACCUCAACCUUGUUUUGGAAAAAGGUAACAUGAUGUAUAAAGAGACCAGGAAAAGGGUCGUGGAUCACAUCUAUCUGACUACCGAUGAGCUCCCUGAUGAAGUUCCUGCACGCAGGUUGACACAUUAUGUGGACAUGACACAACUUUCUAGGUACGGCACAUUAGGAGAACCUUUACCUGGAUCAGUCGAUAGCUUUCUGAACCUGGAGUCAGGACUGAGCUGCUUGUUGUCAGAUGUGAAGUACGCUUUGCUGUUGAUGAGACUGUUGUGUAUUGCAGUAUUCAGAACCAGGUCAGGCAGAUAUGGUUUCUUUGACCCACACUCCAGAACAGCCAGAGGUUUGCCCCCUUCACGUACUCCUGGUACCGCUGUCAUGGUGACAUUCACACGUCUCAGUGAUAUGAUUGACAGGCUCAAGAAGUCCUACAGAAUGAUGCGCACACAGUCCUCCUGUAACUAUGAGUUAAAGCCUGUGGAGUUUUACAAUGUGAACACAGUCAACCUGAAUGAUGCUCUUCCGAACACAGACUGCAGACCUACAGCUGUCACUGAGGAGGAACCUACUCUGUUGGAUGAAGCUGUUGAUGAAUCAUACUCACCGACUCUAAAGACAAACACAGCCACUGAUCGUCCUGAGAACAUUUUACCUGAAAUGUCUCCUCACACCACAGCUGUGAAACAACCAGAGGUCCUCAUCACAUCAUUCCAAUCACAUGAUGCUCCUCACAAUACCCCUUCCACGGACGAUUGGUGCAAGGGGAUUCUGGAGGUUCUCCCUCUGGAAAAGUUGACCCACACCCUUCAUGACAAUGUCAAGGGAUUUCUCAAGAUAUGGAAACCGGUCUUAGACAUCGUGGACCCCUCCGGGCUGGACUUUGCCCUGCCAGAUUAA
Messenger RNA from Anarrhichthys ocellatus (wolf-eel), 5141 nucleotides. RefSeq lists its product as uncharacterized. Bases 3636 to 5141 code for a protein of 501 amino acids. NCBI's taxonomy places the organism in Eukaryota, Metazoa, Chordata, Actinopteri, Perciformes, Anarhichadidae. The transcript is spliced from 5 exons. The record is from RefSeq and is a predicted model, not a curated record.